AUGGCGAAUCGCCAGAUCACGAGGCGCAUACUAAUUAGCGCUGCAAUCCUUAUAUUUUUCAUUUUUGUUCUUUUCAUUCAACCUCAUGGACCCCCGAGCCCUGCCGUACGAGCCCCCGGUCACCUGGGGAAGACCGCCCCCGUCAAGGAUGACCUGAUCAAAGGGGAGAUUGUGAUGCCCCGUCUAGGAAACGAAACGGCCAAGGCGGAGCUGGGCCGCGCAACAUGGAAGUACUUGCAUACAAUGCUUGCUAGAUACCCCGAGGAUCCCUCGGAGGAACAGCAAGACACCUUACGAUCCUUCAUCUACCUGUUUGCACGACUCUACCCAUGCGGUGAAUGCGCAUCUCACUUUCAAGGACACCUGAAGAAGUAUCCGCCGCAGGUAUCUUCACGUAACGCAGCUGCGGGAUGGGGCUGCUUCAUACACAACGAGGUCAAUACGAUGCUUAACAAGCCGCUAUUUGACUGUAAUAAGCUCGGCGAUUUCUACGACUGUGGGUGCGCAGAUGACGAUGCAGAAGAAAGCAGCGAUAGUGGGAAUGACGGGCCUAAUGCUAAGAGCAAGGCCACGGCCCAUGAAAGCACUGCGGAAGACGAGGUCAAAAUCCUGCCCAUCGAGAUCUCGAGAGAGCCGUCAAGCCACUCGCGGUGGAUAAAAAACAUCUGGUUUAUGCAGAUUGAGUCGGUGCAGUCGUCUUUGAAACUCCUAGAAUCCCUUCUUUACCCCAUCAGCGCAGGAUCGUUGAAUGUACACUAG
Aspergillus ochraceoroseus IBT 24754 is the source of this 759-nucleotide messenger RNA. Its product is annotated as flavin-linked sulfhydryl oxidase ERV2. Lineage: Eukaryota; Fungi; Ascomycota; Eurotiomycetes; Eurotiales; Aspergillaceae. The transcript is spliced from 4 exons. Gene Ontology annotation, molecular function: flavin-dependent sulfhydryl oxidase activity; flavin adenine dinucleotide binding. Gene Ontology annotation, cellular component: mitochondrion. The coding region runs from base 1 to 759 and encodes 252 amino acids. The record is from RefSeq and is a predicted model, not a curated record.